Panicum virgatum (switchgrass) is the source of this 2297-nucleotide messenger RNA. RefSeq lists its product as uncharacterized. Gene Ontology annotation, biological process: regulation of DNA-templated transcription. Gene Ontology annotation, molecular function: DNA binding. Lineage: Eukaryota; Viridiplantae; Streptophyta; Magnoliopsida; Poales; Poaceae. The transcript is spliced from 6 exons. The record is from RefSeq and is a predicted model, not a curated record. The coding region runs from base 725 to 1834 and encodes 369 amino acids.
UCUCGAGCGCCCCGCUUUCCACCAACGCUUUCCCCUUUCCCCCUCCAGCGCCGGCGGCCCCCAACCCCAAGAAAGAGAAGCUCCCGGCUCCAAAUCAGACUUACCCCCGCCUUCCGGCGUCCUACCCUCGCCGGCGCGGCUUUUAUUUCCACCCAAGAUUAGCCUCCAGCUGAAGCCCAAUUCAUCCAGCUCCGUCUCGAUGGAAGCCGAUGACGCCGCUGCCAAGCUUCGGAUCAUCAAUGACGCGGUGGAGGAGGUGUGCCGCAGGAGGUGGGACCGGCGUCGCAGUUUCUACCGCACGGUGCAGGCCAACGCUGGCCUCGCCGACGUUGACCCAUGGGAUCUCCCGCCGCUAUUCGCCAUGCCGAAGGAGAUGGGGAGCUCGAGUCUGCGGACACAUUCUGGGUACUGGAAAGAGAAAGAAGAUGAGUUCAUCGCGAUCCGCUCCGAGGGAGGAGGAGAAGGCUCGUCCUCGGCCUCCAGGUCGCCGUCCUACGAAGGGGUGAGGAGGACCCUGGAGUUUUAUGAGCAUAACGACACCAAGACGGACUGGGUCAUCCACGAGUACCAGUAUCUCGACGACAAAAUGUUUCUCCAGGAGGAUGUAGUCGUCCGUAAGGUAUUCAACAAAAAAAAAUACAGAUCGGGUCCCCUCUUAUUUCAAGGAUUUUGAUAAAGCCAUGGAAGGUUACCAUGAAAAAUUCGCCAAGCACGAUGGACUACUAUGCUCAGUGCCUCAGGCUCUCGGUUUGCAUAUGAAGAUGUGAAGUCAAAACUGUCUGAAUUCAUAGCCAAGUCUUUCACACUGGGAGGUAGCGAAGAAGCAGGAUCUGGGUGUUGGGAGUUCCCAACUGCGUCUGCUGUUCCAGAUGGACAAUCAGACGAUGUUUGGCAGCACUUCACCAGGAUAAAGACCAAAGAUCCUGAUGUGGUGUACGCAGCGUGCCACCGCUGUGACAGGGUGCUCAAGGCUCAUUCCAAGCAUCAAGGCACUUCUCAACUCAGAAGACACCUUAAUACUAAGACAUGCACAUGCAGCAACAAUCCAUCGUCCACUGCCGAAGACCAGGAAAUCCUACGUGAGCUCCGUGUAAACCUCGAUCUCUACAAGCAAGGGAAGAUGGAGGGAUGGGUUGACUCUCCGGACCUCAACGGUAGUGUGGAUCCCUGGGAUCUUUCCAGCCCACGCUACUGCACGAACUCGCUAAGCCUGAAGACGCAUCAGGGGCGCUGGGAGGAGAUUAAGAGUAAUGACAAGCUCAUCGCCAUCCGCAUGGGUCAGUUGCCGGUGCCGCAGUACGCCGGGCUGAAGAGGACCCUCCAAUUCUACCAUGACGACGGCACCAAGAUGGACUGGAUCAUGCUCGAGUAUCACCAGGUCGAUGUGUACAACACCCCUGACCUGCUUCUUGAGGGAAGCAUGGUGUUUUGCAAGGUAAUCCAAAUUUUCAAAGAUGCGAUCAAAGAGUUGGAAAGGAUGUGGAAUGGGGACGACGACAACAGCGAAGAUUGCUAUAUCGGUGAGCGUGAAGAAGAGGUGGCGGCGUGCGCGAGCACCUUGUUCCGUGACUGCUUGCUCGGUGAGGGUGUUCAAGGUGAUCAAUCACGGGUUGGAAAGCGCAAGAGAACUGGUGCUCCGCAAGGUCUGCUCCGCAAGGUCCAUCAAAAGUUUGGCUGUACUUCACUAAGAUUUACACCACAGAUCCAGACAGGGUGUAUGCAGUGUGCCACUCUUGUGAUAGGGGUUACAAGGUUCGCUCGAAAGUCGAAGAAUGGCACCUCUCAGUUCAUAAGGCACAACAAGUCAUGCUCAAGCAAGCGCCCGAAAGUGUAGAGGAAGAGCAGUCUAGCAAUUUGUACGAGUCUUCAGGAAAUAUGAACUUCAGAACAGGAGAAGAGAGAAUCCGCUGAAGCUAGGAACAAAAAGGAUGACCUUAAGCUUUGUCUUUUUCUUGUCAACGUUUCCUUUUCUCAGUUUGAUUCAGGCUUGAUCUAUCCUAAAAAAGUAAUGUCUUUCUUCAGAAAAAAAAUGUAGUGUCAGUAUGACUAAGUCGUUGAGUUUGAUGGGAGGUCGUUUUACUUUUAGGUACAAUGAUACUUGGGCCACCUAAUCAAUGAUUUGGAUAUUAGAGGAGUAAUAUCUUCUGGAUAUAAAAGGUGGAAGUUGAUUUAAUAGUAAGAUGUACUACUUGAUUUGGGAUAUGGAGCUUGCACUUUCUUUUCAGUGUUCGGGCUGAUGGGAGGCAGAUCCUUGAUGGAACUGGAAUGUGAUGUUAAAUUGUUAACUAUUGUAGACU